Messenger RNA from Penicillium daleae, 1311 nucleotides. RefSeq lists its product as uncharacterized. NCBI's taxonomy places the organism in Eukaryota, Fungi, Ascomycota, Eurotiomycetes, Eurotiales, Aspergillaceae. The coding region runs from base 1 to 1311 and encodes 436 amino acids. The record is from RefSeq and is a predicted model, not a curated record. Gene Ontology annotation, molecular function: O-methyltransferase activity. The transcript is spliced from 3 exons.
AUGGGCGUCGUUACCAAUGGCAACCACAAUGUCUCCACGGAUACCCCAGACAUCCUCACUCUUGCGCUGGACAUCGUAAGCCAUGCCGCUAAUAUCAAAGCUUUACUGGGCUCACAGAAUCUGCCUGCUCCAAAUUUCUUGGCGGGCUCGCCUGAGUUACCUGACACGCCUGAAUAUGCUGGUCUCCGCAGCAAACUGGUGGCCUCACUUGAGGAUCUCCGCCUGCUGGUCGUCGGCCCACGGACCACGAUGCGCGGCCUGAUGGGCUCAAGUAAUGAUCUUGCCGCACUCCAGGUCGCCUUUGAGUUUGAUUUCUUCAAGACUGUGCCCGUUGGAGACGAAAAGGGUAUUGCCGUGGAGGAGAUUGCCCGGAAGGCAGGCAUGGAUGCAGGCCGGGCACUGCAGGUGCUCAGAUUCCUAUGCACCCAUCGCAUCUUCCGGGAGGUCAAGGAUGGCUGGUUCGCCCACACAGCAUGCAGUGCUGCCUUUGGCAAGGACGAAAAUUUGAUAGGGCUAGGACAAUAUUCAAUGGAUGAUAUGUUCAAAUCCGCUUCUUCGACGGCCGACUGCAUCAAGGCAUCCCCUCAAGUCUCUGAUCUCGUCCAUUCGCCAUUUACAACGCGUCUCGGCGCAACCAUGUUUGAUUAUUAUGAUAAGAAUCCAGACAAAGCUGCCCGAUUUGCCAAAGCUAUGGCAGGUGUUACAACUAUCGACCGUAAACCCAACGUUCUGAGUGAUAUAUUCCCGUGGGAUGCCCUUCAGGGCACAGUAGUCGACGUGGGAGGUGGUAGUGGACACGUCUCGCUCGCACUUGCCCGUCGCUUCCCGCACCUCUUCUUCCGUGUCCAGGACAGCGAGAAGAUGCUGGCUGAGGGCCGGCGCGUCCUCAAAGAGGAAGAUCCAGCCGUAGCUAGCCGCAUCGACCUGCAGCAACACGACUUCUUUCAGCCGCAGCACCCAGGCGGUAAAGGCGUUGCGGCAUUUUUCCUUCGCCACGUAUUCCACAACUGGGCCGACGCUGACUCAAUUUCAAUUCUUAGAGCCCUUGUUCCGGGCCUUGAAGCCUCGCCUGCGGGAACACCGAUUCUUAUAAGUGACAGAGUGUUGCCGUGCCUGGAUGAUGGGACACCGCUGCAUGAGGAGCGUGCUAUGCGUCGGCAAGACAUUAUGAUGCUGGUGGGAUUGGGUGCUAAGGAACGCACUUGUGCUGAGUGGGAGGCCUUGUUCCGGUCGGCUGAUGAGAGACUCGAACUGAAGAAGGUACACGGCCAAGGACAGACGGCGUUAUUGGAAGUUGUUUUGAGGAAGUGA